AUGAAGCCCCAGAAAUAUAAUGUACCCAAGAAGGACUUUUGCGUGUCAACCCUUAGUAAUCCUGUGACAACACCCACUGGUGAGAAAUGGUAUGAAUGUAACAAAUGUGGGAAAGACUUAGAUAGUUUCUCAUCUUUUGGGAAACAUGUGAGAGGUCAUAAACGUGAAUGUGAAGAAUGUUGUAAAAUCAGUAGUCAUCCAUCAUCCCUGAUAGUGCAUAAAAAAUUUCACAAGAAAGAGAAGCCUUAUGAAUGUAAGGAAUGUGGGAAAGCAUUUAAUCGACCCUCAUACCUCACUAUACAUGUAAGAAGUCACAGUGGAGAGAGGCCCUAUGAUUGUAAGGAAUGUGGAAAAGCAUUUCGUCAGCGUUCACACCUCACUAAACAUUCAAAAAGUCACAGUGGAGAGAGGCCCUAUGAAUGCCUGUCUCAGGAUGAGCCUCUGGCUCCAGCCCUGGGCAUUUUGAAAAUUGUGAAGAAAGGUGCUGCAACUUGUGACCGUCUCAUCUUGUGUAUCCUGAGUUCUGAGGUAGUUUUUCCUCAGUCGCCCGGCGGCCGGUUCCCCUGGCGAUUUCCCCGUGGGCUCCGGUCCCGGGCCGAGGGGCCGCCCCCGCUCUCCUGCGCACUCGCUGUCUCCGCCUCCCGGAACCUCGGGACCUCCUGUCGCUGGGGCGCCGCCGCCGCCGCUUCCCGCACGAUCCCGGCCAGGCGGCCGCAGCCGCUUCCUGGACGCCGAGGAGCGGGCGCGGACCUGCGUCUCUCGGUGCGGGAACAGGUAUCAUCCCGGGGCCCCUCGCAUGUCCGUGGACAGUAA
Messenger RNA from Orycteropus afer afer, 813 nucleotides. Lineage: Eukaryota; Metazoa; Chordata; Mammalia; Tubulidentata; Orycteropodidae. The record is from RefSeq and is a predicted model, not a curated record.